Marmota flaviventris (yellow-bellied marmot) is the source of this 1965-nucleotide messenger RNA. It is a transcript of the gene Hjv, whose product is annotated as hemojuvelin BMP co-receptor. The record is from RefSeq and is a predicted model, not a curated record. NCBI's taxonomy places the organism in Eukaryota, Metazoa, Chordata, Mammalia, Rodentia, Sciuridae. Gene Ontology annotation, cellular component: plasma membrane. Gene Ontology annotation, biological process: BMP signaling pathway. Gene Ontology annotation, molecular function: coreceptor activity.
CUGACUCCCUGACCUCAGUGAGAUUGUAGCCUGUCUGGGGAACAUGGGGAGCAUGGAGAAAGAGACAGGGGACCCCCUGGCUGCAGCAGACUGACAGAAUAGGCAACCGUGGCAGGAGAGUUGGAUAGCAGAGUAAUGUUUGACCUCUGGAAACAUCACUUACAGGACCGCCUGUCAAAAUUCACUAGGUAGGAGGGUCAUCAUCUGGGAAGAACCAGCGCCUGGGGGGGACCUGGCUGGAUAGGUAUGGGGGACCCAGGCCAGUCCCCUAGUCCCCGACCCCCCCAUGGCAGUCCCCCAACUCUAAGCACUCUCACUCUCCUGCUGCUCCUCUGUGGACAUGCUCAUUCUCAGUGCAAGAUCCUCCGCUGCAAUGCUGAAUAUGUAUCAUCCACCCUAAGCCUUAGAGGUGGGGGUUCACCAGGAGCCCUUCGAGGAGGAGGCCGGGGUGGAGGGGUGGGCUCCAGCGGCUUCUGCCGAGCCCUCCGCUCCUACGCGCUCUGCACUCGCCGGACUGCCCGCACCUGCCGUGGGGACCUGGCCUUCCACUCAGCGGUGCACGGAAUAGAAGACCUAAUGAUCCAGCACAACUGCUCCCGCCAGGGCCCUACGGCCCCUCCUCCACCCCGGGGCCCCGCCCUUCCAGGCGCUGGCCCUGGCCCCCCAGCCCCAGACCCCUGUGACUAUGAAGGCCGGUUUUCGCGGCUGCACGGCCGUCCCCCGGGCUUCUUGCAUUGCGCCUCCUUUGGAGACCCCCACGUGCGCAGCUUCCACCACCACUUUCACACGUGCCGUGUCCAAGGAGCUUGGCCCCUGCUGGAUAAUGACUUCCUUUUUGUUCAGGCCACCAGCUCCCCCGUGGCAUCGGGGGCCAACGCUACCACCACACGGAAGCUUACCAUCAUAUUUAAGAACAUGCAGGAAUGCAUUGAUCAGAAGGUCUAUCAGGCUGAGGUGGACAAUCUUCCUGCAGCCUUUGAAGAUGGUUCUAUCAAUGGAGGUGUCCGGCCUGGGGGCUCAAGUUUGUCCAUUCAAACUGCCAACCCUGGGAGCCAUGUGGAGAUCCGAGCUGCCUAUAUUGGCACAACAAUAAUCAUUCGGCAGACAGCUGGGCAGCUUUCCUUCUCCAUCAAGGUAGCAGAAGAUGUGGCCAGGGCCUUCUCAGCUGAACAGGACCUGCAGCUCUGUGUUGGAGGGUGCCCUCCAAGUCAGAGACUCUCUCGCUUAGAGCGCAACCGCCGGCGAGCAAUAACUGUAGAUACUGCCAGACAGCUGUGCAAGGAAGGGCUUCCAGUUGAAGAUGCUUACUUCCAAUCUUGUGUCUUUGAUGUUUCCAUCUCUGGUGACCCCAACUUUACUGUGACGGCUCAGGCAGCUCUGGAGGAUGCUCGAGCCUUCCUGCCAGACUUAGAGAAGCUGCAUCUUUUCCCCUCAGAUGCAGGGGCUCCUCUCUCCCCAGCAACCUUCCUAACCUCAUUUCUUUCAGGACUCUUUGUUCUGUGGUUUUGCAUUCAGUAAGUAGGCCAGCAAUCCCAUGACUAGUUUAGAAAUUAUUUGGGAAUAAAUGUUGUCAUGGAAUAACACAAAGAAUUGCUGAAGGAAACAGUGGGGACUAGGAGAUACAUGGAACAGUGACAUUUAUCCAGUCAGAUGAAGCUCCAGUGAGGCUGACAUGAUCACAGAAUAAGGAUUUUUGGCAAGGUUGUUGCAUUUCAGAUCUCUGUAGGGGCUCCUCACCAUUUUUCCCAGUCCCACUUAGAGUAAGCAGAUUAUUCCAAUCCAUCUACUCAUGAGAUCACUCCUAUAAGCUUAGACAUUAUGGGGGUGCUAAAGGCCAGUAAAGAAUUUAAAGGUUGAGAUUUCUAAGAGGCAAGAACUGAAAGAGAAAAACAUGACCAUUACCCAAAAGAAAUUCAAGAGAAAAUAUCUGAGGAAACUAUUCUAUUUAAUGAAUAUAUAUAUAUA